Molecule: messenger RNA, 1294 nt
Organism: Aspergillus caelatus
Lineage: Eukaryota; Fungi; Ascomycota; Eurotiomycetes; Eurotiales; Aspergillaceae
Gene: rip1
Product: ubiquinol--cytochrome-c reductase catalytic subunit RIP1
Exons: 4
Coding region: 112-825 (237 amino acids)
Biological process (GO): mitochondrial electron transport, ubiquinol to cytochrome c
Cellular component (GO): membrane
Molecular function (GO): quinol-cytochrome-c reductase activity; 2 iron, 2 sulfur cluster binding
Source: RefSeq, a predicted model, not a curated record
ACUUCAACCUCCAACGUCUGGAAAAUCCUCCCUCGUCCACCUUGACUCCCCCCUCCACCCCCCUCAAACGGUCGUCCGUCGUUGCAAUUGACUGCAAUUGCUUUGCCCGCCAUGUCUCUCUCCUCCGCUUCCAGCACUCUGUUGCGCGCUUGCGCCCGCCAACAGCUGCCCACUUCUCGCGCUGCCAUCGCCUCCUGCCAGCAGCGGAGGGGAGUCGCUGAUGCCUCCAAGUCAUCCUUUGAGAGCCCUUUCACCAGCGCCAAGGAAUCCUCGACCUACAAGAUCCCUGACUUCAGCAAAUAUGCCUCCAAGAAGCCCCCACGCUCCAACCAGGUCUUCUCUUACUUCAUGGCCGGUUCCCUCGGUCUUGCCUCUGCUGUCGGUGCCAAGGCUACUGUUCAGGACUUCCUGGUCAACAUGUCCGCCUCUGCCGAUGUCCUCGCUCAGGCUAAGGUUGAAAUCGGCCUUGCUACCAUCCCUGAGGGCAAGAACGUCAUCAUCAAGUGGCGUGGAAAGCCCGUCUUCAUCCGUCACCGUACCCAGGAUGAAAUCAACGAGGCCAACUCCAUUGAAUGGCAAACCCUCCGUGAUCCUCAGGCUGAUGAGGACCGUGUUCAGAAGCCCGAGUGGCUUGUCAUGCUUGGUGUCUGCACCCACCUUGGUUGUGUCCCUAUCGGUGAAUCCGGUGACUUUGGCGGCUGGUUCUGCCCCUGCCACGGUUCUCACUACGACAUCUCCGGCCGUAUCAGGAAGGGUCCUGCCCCUCUGAACCUCGAGGUUCCUCAGUACAGCUUCCCCGAUGAGGACACUCUCGUCAUCGGUUAAACGAAUCAAACGAUGCCAAUUCGAGCGAACGGUUUAUCCGACGGACGGGAAACGACGUUGAAGGGGAUGAGAGAGUGAAGGUUUGUAACUGCACUUUAGAUGAAAUCUCUGUAUCUUGUCAAGAUUAAGGAGACCCUGUUUUAAUAUGGAUCGAUUAGAAAAACUGAGCCUCGUGUUUCUAUUACUUUCAACAACUACCCUGUCCACUUUUCGCUCCUAGAGCCUGUACCACUCCUUGUCCACGGGGUUUUUUCUUCCCAUUGUUCCUGGGUAUAGAACUUUCUGUCAUUGGCCGCCUUCCCGUCUCUCUGCACUUCUUGUUCUUUCGAUAGCUUAGAGGGACUAAGGGGAGUAAUGAUGAAGACAGGAGACGGUCGACAUAUAGAUGUAUACCUUUUGUAUGUCUGUUACUUGUAUCUACAUAGUCUUUUAUUGGGUAUAUUCACAUGCGAUUCCUUUUGUCCGUUCA